AGCCCGCGGUGUUUGAACGGGUUGGGGGUAGUGCAUUUGAAAAAGUACACCUUGUUCUGGGAUAUGGCACUUUGACAACUUUCCCCCUGCUCUUUCCAUGGAUGCCCUAGGUGCAUUGGAAAGAAAGGUAAUAUAUACAGAAGCGUCUAGUAUUUCUGAAGCCAUACGACUCAAUCAAAAGGUCAUCCUACUGGAUUCGCGUUCGUUUAUGGUAUAUAAUACCAGUCACAUACUUACUGCCAUUAAUAUAGGUGGUAACAGGGCAUUCCAGAGAAAGUUUUCCCAAAAUCAGGUCAGUAGUUUGCAUAUAUCCAGACAUCUUCGAAUAAAGGUCCCGUUAGAUUUACUUUUGUGUAAACUGACAAACUUUGAAAACCCUACAGAGUUACAAAAGUUACCAAUUGUUGUCUACGAUGAGUUUAUCGAUUCUAUACUGAACCUAAUACCUGGAUGCUUCUUGUUUUCUUUAUUGACGCAAUUGACUCUAAAAUUUCCAGUCGUCUUUCUCCUUAAAGGUAAUUAAAGAAACAACUUUUAGAUUUGUUUUUCUCCAGGUAUCUAUUACACAAGUCUUUGGGAUAUCUUUACACUUUUACUGACUAUCAUUACGUAGUAUACCCUUUGUUGGUUGUAAUAUCUGGUAAUAAGGUACGAAGAAAAUACUAAACUUGUUAAGUACUUGAUUUCUUCGCCUUUCAUGAGAAACCACGUCGGUAUUUUUUCGGUUCACAUUAACAUUAUUAUCGCGUAUCUGAAUCUCUUCCAUCUGGCAAUCAUUACUCUUGGUGGAGUAGUUUUAAAUCAAACAUUUGUAUUUUCUGUUGCAGAUACAGUACCUAAAUGCAGUAGAUUUCUCUGUAAAAGGAUUUUUGAUGUUCCAAAUCACACUUAAUCUACAACCAUAACUAGCUGCAUAUUAAUUCAACUUGAAAGUUGGCAGAUGAACAUUAAUUCAUUUCCCAGAGUUAUGAUAUAAAUAUAUUUUCAAACAUGAACUAAUAUGGAUCCAAAAAUACACUUCCAAAAACGUUAACUAUUUCAACUGCAUUUACCCUUGAUCAUUCCUAUUUCGAUUGUGUUCCUAAAUAUAUUUCAAAUUUGGUCUUAUUGACAAAACAUCGGGUUGAUUUUAAUUUCUGAGUUUCGUCGUUAUUGCCUACAUCAAAUAUCUGAUAUAUGCUUAGGCCAUCAUAUAAAUGUGUAUCUCUGUCACUUAGGAAAAUUGAUGCAUUUCUUAUUAACUUAAGUGGUUUACCACUUCAUCGUUCACUUAUUCAUGUGAGCUUGUUUAGCGCACUCACAUUUACAUGUUAUGUUUUGAGUAAUUGUUGUAGGUAAUCCCGUGCACUUUAUUGACAAUGCUGAAUGGUUAUCUCAUUAUAGAGCUUUCUAUAUAGAGCUCACUCACAAGUUUAUUCCUACUCGCCACCAAAAUUAACCGAUUUUUAAUUCCUUGUGUGAUUUUGAUUAGAGUAUGACAAACCAUCCAUGACCUUAAACUUAUAUUCAUUGGAUUAUUUUUAUUCUUAAGUCAGUUGACGCGUUUUCAUUGGACUGAAUAUUAAUCUCUAUCGCGCACCUUUUAUACGUCUCAAGUGGUUUGAGCGUUUCCUACCGUCAACUUAUAACACCAAAUAAAUCAGGGUGUAUUUCAGAUUGUUUCCUCUUCAACUUUACCAUCGAUGACGUUCUGGAAAUACCUCUAAUGGAUGUAAGUGCUGUGGAUCUGUUACCCGUAGAAAGACGUUUUGAUUCUGACUAUGUGGAUGAUAUUGUUUUAUUCUACGAUGAUACUCAAGUCAUGCAAUUCGCACGCAAUUAGUUGGAGAUCAGUGUCCGUAGACAUGUCACGUGCUUUGCGCCUUUUAGGUGCGAAGUAAUUUUGCGAGGCUGAUUGGAGCCUGUACCUGUACUCACUCAUGCUAGUGAGUAAUUAGAAGUAGUCAUGAAGUUUGUGCACCCGGGUAGCUAUGUAAUUUCUGAUGGCGUGAAUGAUGAGGUCAAUCUACGUAUAGUGAGAGCCAAAGCCGCUUGUUACAAUCUGGUCCAUCUUUGGUGCUGUUUGCUGAUGUUAGUUUGUCUGCAAAAGGUCAGAUUUCUAAUGCGGCAGUGAGAGUGGUUUUACUCUAUGCUUGUGAAACCUGGCUUUGAGAUAAUGUCAAGCGACAUUGUUUAUUGAUCAUUGUCUAUGAAGGAUUGCUAAUAUUCAGUGGCAACUCUAUAUUAGCAAUGGGGAGGAUUAGGAACGUGUAUUUGGGCAUGGUGACGAUUAUCUUGGAACACUGGACAUGUACUACGAACGUUAUCCCAGCGAAUCUCACAUCGUGCAUUAUUUUCCGAAGUGAAGUAGUCAGUGUUUCCCGUGUUGGCGUGGUAUGAUAGAAAGCUGUAUAGUACUGGCAUCUGUCGUUCCUCAAGGACUCCCUAAUUGGGGUCCUAGUGAUAAUGAAAUGAGAGCUUAAAACGUUAUCAGACAUGGUUCAAAAGAUAAGCCCGUGGCGGUCGUGCUGUAGUUUUCUUUUGCUUCAUGUAAAUGAGAGGAACUUCUUUAACUGAGAUAAUUUUUUCUGGUUGCAGUUUUUCUAUCAUAAAUGCUUCUCCCACUAUCUUUUUUACUUUCACUGGUUUUUCCUAUUUCCGUUGUACUCACCUACAUUUGUCUCUUCACCUUCUCAUUUUUAUUGUGUAGUGCUUAUAUAUUUUGGUGCCCCUUUGUACCAAUAAAUAAAUAAAUGAAAUACAUUGGUUUUCUAACUCAACUUUACUAUCGUCUUGGUCAUAUUUCACUGUAUAUCUUUUUAGUGACAGUAACUAUUUGUAUUCUCUCAUCCCAUCACAUAGGAGGAUUUUUGGGGUUUCAAGCAUCAUUUCCAGAAUUAUGCUGGGUUAAUACAGAAAAAGUUGCGGGUGAAGAUUUUGCUGAUUAUCAUCAGUGUGACUGCCAAUUAGAACAAAUACUAGAUGCUUGCUUAGGUUAUUCAUCUUCUACUGACUUUUCUAAAAUCCCGGCAUCCGAACAUGACAUUUUAUCUGCAUCGGCUACAACCACUCAUCCAACUUCUAUUACAUCAAUAUCUUCAAGUUCAAUUUCAUCGAAGUCUGCUUCAUCUUCUCUCCCAAUUCCAUCGAAGGAACAGUUUUCAGGUGGGAUUUCCAGAACAUUAAGUCCUGAUGUACCUGUGGAUAGUCGUUCAAGGUCGAUUAUAGAAAUGAAAGUUGAUAAUACUGGUAGUACAUUAACUCGUCCGUCUCCAAUUCUACCACAUUUAAUACUAGGAAGUCAGGAAGAUGCUAAUUCCCCAACUAUUUGUAAACGUUAUGGAAUUACUCAUAUUCUUAAUGUAUCUCUUGAAGGCGGUAUUCCUUCACAUAUUCCCAGUCAAAAUUUCUAUCAAAUUCCUGUGAACGACAAUUAUACUGACCUCAUGACACCAUACUUCAAAGAUGCUUUUGCAUUUAUUGAGUCUGCUAAAGCAGCUCAUGGACGAGUUUUGAUUCAUUGUUCAGCUGGAAUAUCUCGGUCACCUACUCUAGCAAUUGCCUAUCUUAUGUAUUCAUGUCGAAUGAAAAUGCAUGAAGCAUACGAUGUUGUUAAAUCUGGACGAAACAGCGUUGCACCUAAUUUUAAUUUUCUUGGACAGUUGUUGGAGUUUGAGCAUCAACUUCAUGAUUCUGGUUGUAGUGAAGCUUCUAUUCCAAUGGAUAGCACUCCGACUUUUGACAGCCCUGCUAGUUUGUGUUCAGUUCUAAGCAUGUCCACAGAGGUACAAAGCUCUUCUAUGUUAAAGUCUGGUCUUCAUUCGUCAUCAUUAUCACUAAAUUUAACUCCAUCGUCUCCGAAGGUGUUAUCUAAGAAACGGGAAAGACCAACAUACCUUGGUUUGGAGGCUACUUCGUCUUUUGCAGGAGUUUUAGAAGGAUUUGUUGGAAAAAGUUCGCUACACUGUGGGGGGUCGGUUAGACCAAUUCAUGAGUCUGGAAUAAGCCCAACUGAAGAAAAACGUAGCAGAGUCUCAGCGUUGUUGUCACCUACUCAGUCUUCUAAUCCAUUAUUGCCGUCUCCUUGCACUGGUCUGUCUAAGCUAGAGAUAUCUUCACCCUUAGAAGAGUAUCGCUCUUUACUGUCUGUUUCUCGUGCUCCAUCGUCUUUUGUUCAUGGACAUGUGCUUCCGGGUCCUGAAUCUGCCAUACAGAUGCUUAAAUUCAAACCUUUUCUUUCAUCUUAUACAAGUUUACAAACUUUGAAGUUUGAACCGUGCUCAACUGUUAUGCCACCACAUCCUAUCCAAUUAACCACUACACUUUCACCAGCUAGUAUUCUUAGACUUCGUCGUUCAUCAUCAACAGUUGGUGCCGCAAGACCAACUUUGCUUGCUCAGCGUCGUCUUUCUUCACAUGCAAGUGCACCACCGACCCCAAGGCCAGUAUCUACCGACGGAAGCCAUCCAGUUUAUCGUAGUAUUUUACAUACACAUGGAGCAUUUCGUUUACCAAGUAACUUGCCGUCAACUAGUUCAUCUAGAGUGAGAGAGCUUAGUCCUUCCACUCCAGUAUCUCAAGAACCAAAGCUUGAAUACGAACAGCUUCAGAAAUGUAAUGCGAAUGUUGUUGGGAAUGAAUCAUUUGAAAACCAGGUUGCUCCCACAGGGUGUUCAAAAUCUCUUUCAUAUUGUCGAAAACCUAGUCUACCUGUUAAUUUAUUGCGCUCACAUAGCAAUGAAUGCUUAAACAGAAGUUAUAUAAAAAGUGACAAAUUUCAGGGUUGUCUCAUUUCAUCAUGUAGGUGUUUCAAUACAUCUAAUCUCAGUCAUAGUGCCCCAUCACAACGUGAUAUAGAUCUAGUCUUUUUUGGGGAUCAGGGUUUUUCGAAUAAUUCCUCUCAUCUCUUUUCUCUACGCAGGUCUUUACCUGUCCCCGGUGAGCUUACUUCAUCGUCUCCAAUGGAUUCAAAGAGAUUCGACCCUGGGCAGUUGUCAACUAACUUAAAAAUGACCAAUAUUGCUACUACCAUGCGGUUAAUACCAAAAGGUACUAGUGUGGAUACUUCUUGUCGACUCCAACAACAAUCCUUUGUGCAAUCAUCUGGUAGUAGCAGUCCAUCACCAUCGGCUAGCCAUAAUUCACCACAUAACAGUAGUAGUUAUAGUUUAUUCCCAAUUUCAUAAGGAGCAUUUUGUCCAGUUUGUUUAUAGAGAAAGAAUUGCUUUCAGUCAGCACUAUUUCCUUCCUUGCUUUUUCUACGAUCAACAUUUAAAAACUAGUUUGAUUGGUUCAUUUUCUUUCUUUGCUAAGUAUUUGUAAAUAAACUUAGUGCAUUUAUCGACUAGAACUAAAUGUAUUUGUAUAACGACUAAUAUUACCGUAAUUACUAACAGCCUUGACUUGUUUUGCUAUCCAGGUUUUUUAAAGGCUUAUGAAUGGUGACUGUUUACCACUCUGAUUUUAAGCCUUUUAUUAGGGUGUUAUCGUUCCAAUUUGUCUUGUGUGUUUGUCUUUUUUAAUGUUUUCUCCCCACUUUGUUUUCCUUCUUUCCCCAAUUUUUUACCUAUUUAUUUUAUCCGAAUAAUUGAUUAUAUGCAUUUUACAACCUUGUUUAUACCUUAAACAUUCCACCAUUUUAAGUACUGCAAUAGUAUCCUUACUGGCCAAGUUAAAGGUGUUCUGGUUGAACAAUUGUUAUAUAUAUACUGUACAUGGAAAAAUAAACGCACACUUAAUUCACUUGUGCCUUACAUAAUAUUUUAAUAGUUUACUUAACUGUAAAUAUCCCUAACACUUUUUUCUUUUAGUGUGUACACAUAGAGAAGAACCAGUUUCUUUUUUAAUUUUUUUAAAUGUACGUCAAACAUUUAUCUAAUACUACCUACCUACUUAUGUACAUGUAUACUACAUAUACUGUAUUUGUUCUAGGGAUUUUUCAAAUUAAAUCAAUUUGUUGUC
Messenger RNA from Schistosoma spindalis, 5940 nucleotides. Lineage: Eukaryota; Metazoa; Platyhelminthes; Trematoda; Strigeidida; Schistosomatidae. The record is from the annotation of a GenBank genome assembly.